Thunnus maccoyii (southern bluefin tuna) is the source of this 6562-nucleotide messenger RNA. RefSeq names its product kinesin family member 5A, a (gene kif5aa). Lineage: Eukaryota; Metazoa; Chordata; Actinopteri; Scombriformes; Scombridae. Gene Ontology annotation, molecular function: ATP binding; microtubule binding; microtubule motor activity. The record is from RefSeq and is a predicted model, not a curated record. The transcript is spliced from 29 exons. Gene Ontology annotation, biological process: microtubule-based movement. Bases 789 to 3935 code for a protein of 1048 amino acids.
CCUCUGUAAAUCAAUAACAUCCACUGCCUUCCUAUAAUGGCUUCAUAGGGCCUUCCAAGAAAUAUAGUCAGGCAUCGGAAAAGAGCCAAAGUAUGGCUGUGAUGAUUAGUCACUGCAUCAAUGGGCCUGGAGGCUGCUUCAUGGACAGUAAUGAAGUUAUCGUCCGCUGCUGUGUUUGGAUGUGGCUGCAGCAUGUGAGGAUGCUGAGCUGAUGAUGCUCGAGGUGGGUACCACUUUAAACGGGAUGCAGACCACGCCCUUCCCAGACCCGCCGAUAGAGGACGCUGUGGCGACCAAAGCAGGCCGAUCAAGCAGCAGCUUUUACCUCACUGCCCUUCCAGCAGCAUCUCACCUUCAACCGGCCAGACGCCCACCGCCGCACCCGAAAAACACAGAAAAGAAAACACCCGAGAGAGAAACGGGCAGCGUCAAAUUCACCAUCAAGAGGAGCCGAGCAUCAUCACAGUCGUUUGUUUUAAUGAUGUAGGGGAUCGUCUUUACGAUUUGACAUCUAAUUCAGCCAGCCCGCCUCACUGCGACACGGAAACACCGUCCAGCUGCGCAUAAAUAAAUCGCAGUCUCUCUCAGCUUGUCAACAUAAAGACGCCCAACCUCUUCACAAUCCUCACAGUCCUCCGGACGGAGAAGGACGAAGCCUCACCGCAUCCCUCCUCCUUUAUUUUGACGGUCAGAUCAGGCCCCGACCAGCAUCUGAUCGCCUCCAGCCUCAGCAGCAUCCCUCCUCCCAGCAGAAACCAGCAUCCUUCCUCCUCCUUCAGCCUGCAGCGAUGGCCGAUAUCCCGUCGGAGUGCAACAUUAAAGUGUUGUGUCGCUUUCGACCUCUCAACCAGGCCGAGAUAUUACGCGGGGACCUGUUUCUUCCCAAAUUUACAGGAGAUGACACUGUGGUCGUCGGGGGGAAGUCCUACGUGUUUGAUCGAGUAUUUCCGACCAACACCACCCAGGAGCAGGUGUACAACACCUGCGCCAAGCAGAUUGUCAAAGAUGUGUUGGGUGGAUACAACGGCACUAUCUUCGCAUAUGGACAAACCUCCUCCGGAAAGACUCACACCAUGGAGGGCAAGCUUCAUGACCCUCACCAGAUGGGUAUCAUUCCUCGCAUCGCUGAGGACAUUUUCAACCACAUCUUUGCCAUGGACGAGAACCUCGAAUUCCACAUCAAGGUUUCAUACUUUGAAAUCUACAUGGACAAAAUCCGUGACCUUCUGGAUGUGACAAAGACCAACCUGUCUGUCCACGAGGAUAAGAACAGGGUCCCAUAUGUAAAGGGAUGCACCGAGCGUUUCGUCUCCAGCCCUGAUGAGGUUAUGGAUGUGAUCGACGAGGGCAAAUCUAACCGCCAUGUUGCUGUGACCAACAUGAACGAGCACAGCUCUCGCAGUCACAGCAUCUUCCUGAUCAACAUCAAGCAGGAGCAUGUGGAGACUGAGCAGAAGCUGUGUGGAAAACUCUACCUGGUGGAUCUGGCUGGCAGCGAGAAGGUCAGUAAGACUGGGGCUGCAGGAGCCGUCCUGGAUGAGGCUAAAAACAUCAAUAAGUCUCUUUCUGCUCUGGGAAACGUCAUCUCUGCCUUGGCUGAGGGCACGAAAACUCACGUGCCGUAUCGUGACAGUAAAAUGACCCGCAUCCUGCAGGACUCGCUGGGUGGAAACUGUCGCACCACCAUGUUCAUCUGCUGCUCUCCCUCCAGCUACAACGAUGCUGAAACCAAGUCCACUCUGAUGUUUGGACAACGUGCCAAGACCAUCAGGAACACCGCUUCCAUCAACCUGGAGCUGACAGCGGAGCAGUGGAAGAGGAAGUACGAGAAGGAGAAGGAAAAGAACAAGACUCUGAAGGACACCAUCCAGAAGCUGGAGGCCGAGCUCAACCGCUGGAGAAAUGUCUCGUCAUCAAUCCCCGCAGGAGAGGACGUGCCUGAGACUGAGCGGACCGAGCCGGAGAUUGUGACCCGUUUCGAGUCCGUGGAGGAGCGCCCCAUUUUGGACAACGACACCUCCUCCAUUGUGGUCCGCAUUUCUGAGGAGGAGCGUCAGAAAUAUGAAGAGGAAAUCCGCAAGCUGUACAAGCAGCUGGAUGACAAGGAUGAUGAGAUCAACCUGCAGUGCCAGCUGGUGGAGAAACUGAAGCAGCAAAUGCUGGACCAGGACGAGCUCCUGGCCUCGUCCCGUGGCGACGGGGACAAGGUCCAGGCUGAACUCGGCAGGCUGCAGGUGGAGAGCGACUGCGCCAAGGCUGAGGUGAAGGAGGUGCUGCAGGCUCUGGAGGAGCUAGCCAUCAACUACGACCAGAAGAGCCAAGAGGUGGAGGAGAAAGGCCUGCAGAACCAGUUGCUGGCCGACCAGCUGGCCCAGAAAAUGGCCAGUCUGAUGGAGCUGGAGGCAGAGCUGUCUCGUAUGCAGGAAGUGAGUGGUCAGCAGAGGAAGCGCAUCGCUGACGUCCUCAACGGGCUGAUGAGGGAUCUCAGUGAGUUCAGCACCAUUGUGGGCAACGGAGAGAUCAAGCUGCCGGUGGAGAUCAGUGGUGCGAUCGAGGAGGAGUUCACGGUGGCUCGCCUCUACAUCAGUAAGAUCAAAUCGGAGGUGAAGAGCAUGGUGAAGCGCUGCCGCCAGCUGGAGAACAUGCAGCUGGAGUGCCACCGCAAGAUGGAGGAGACCGGGAGGGAGCUCUCCUCCUGCCAGCUCCUCAUCUCUCAGCAUGAGGCAAAGAUCCGCUCUCUAACCGAGUACAUGCAGAGCGUGGAGCAGAAGAAGAGGCAGCUGGAGGAAAGCCACGACUCCCUGAGCGAAGAGCUGGCCAAGCUGCAAGACCAGGAUAACUCCCUGCUUGAGGAGAAGGAAGGAGAGAAGGGUGAGACUGAGGAGGGAAAUGUCAAGAAGGUUCCUCGCCAGCAGGGAGAGUCUCACCGCGGCCUCCAUCACAAGCAACUGGCCCGCCUGCGGGAUGAGAUCAAUGAGAAGCAGAGGAUCAUCGACGAACUCACUGAUCGCAACUCCAAGCUGGAGCUGGAGCUGGCUCAGGUUCGUGCUGACUUUGAGCGCCUGAAGAGUCAGGACAGCACCAAGAGCGAGCGCCUGGAGGAGCUCUCAUUCCUGCACGAGCGCCAUGAGCAGACAAAACAGGACUUGAAGGGUCUGGAGGAGACCGUCGCCCGCGAACUCCAGACCCUCCACAACCUGCGCAAGCUGUUCGUUCAAGACCUCACGUCGCGGGUUAAAAAAAGUUCCGAAAUGGAACCUGAUGAUAGCGGGGGGUCUUGCACCCAGAAGCAGAAGAUUUCCUUUCUUGAGAAUAACUUGGACCAACUUACAAAGGUUCACAAACAGCUGGUUCGUGACAAUGCAGAUCUGCGUUGUGAGCUUCCAAAGCUGGAGAAACGUCUUCGGUCUACUGCUGAGAGAGUUAAGGCCCUGGAGACUGCACUGAGGGAUGCCAAGGAGGGCGCCAUGAUGGACCGCCGCCGCUACCAGCAGGAGGUCGACCGCAUCAAGGACGCCAUGAGGGCAAAGAAUUCCCAGAGGCGUUCCCAUGCAGCACAGAUUGCCAAGCCAGUGAGACCGAAGCAGCUGAGCGGCGUCUGCUCUCCCACCAACCCGUUCUACACCGUCAUCCGCGCCUCUGAACAAGCCAACACCUACAGCAAUGCCCUCUUCCAGAGCAACGGGUCACUGCAGAGCUCCAUCAACUGUAACCCCAACUCUGUCCAGAGCAACACAGUUUCCACAGCGCUGGGCUACAGAGCAGGCAGAUAUAAUGGAGACAUACUGGAGUCCUACCCACUCAACAUUGACAAUGGUAACACCAUCAGUGAAACGAGAGACAUCAAUGACAACAGAAGUGAUGUUCACUGUGGCAGCGAGGUGGAUGAUUCAAACAGGCACUACAUCAUUCAGCAGGAGACCGCUGCGAGUUAAUACCAUGAUAAGACCAGACACUGUACCCGUCCAACGACCGUCCCCUCUCAUCUGCAUGCAGCCCGUCUCCCUGUCCCUCCACUGCAUCACUGAUGAAGAUGACGAUGAAGAUCUGUAGCCCUUUAGUCCUCUAACUAUAUGAAGCCCCUCCUGCUCCUGUGGUGACCACUCUCACCUUCAGGUUUGGGGUCCAGUGUCCUCCAAUUCAAUCAGCGCAGGAAAUAAGUCAGAAUUAGUUUUUUUUUAAAUAUAGAACUUUACUUAAUUCAUUGAUCCUUCAGCCAAUCAGUUUGUCACCAGAUAUCACUGAUGCUGAUUUCCUCCUAAGGUGGUUGAAUUGAAACGGGACUGACUCCAUCUCUGAUUACUUAGUACACACAUGUUGUAAAUAAUAGUGCUGUAUACUCCAGUAGAGGUUUUUGACCAGCAACUGUUUGUGUGAAUGCACAGCCUCCACCGUCCCCUGCACACAUCUUCUUAAGGGCAUCAUGUGGAUGACAUACUGUAGGCAGACAUGACCUUUUUCUCUGUCGUAAAUAAGAGUAUAGUGUGUUAACGCCAGCUUGUAACAGAAGACCCACACCCUGCAUGCAUGUCGCUUAGCGGGUUAGCUUUCAAAUCUUUGCAUGUGUCAUGAUUCCAGUCAGGAGCUGGUAUGCUGCGCGUGAAGCGUCUGAUCGACUUUGACAGAUGUCAAAGAGAGAGAGAGAGAGCUGGUUUCCCUUAAUCCUGGUCCUGGUGUCAGUGCUUUAGGUUUUCUAUUUUAAAGUAGAUUUGAGUCCGAGACUGGGUCGUUAUGUUAAUGUGGCGUAAACACAGAAAAAUCGACAAAAACAUCAUCUGAGUUUAGUUUUAAUUUAACAGAAGAGGACAUCAGAUGCAAAGUGCGUCGGGGAAACUCAGCCCAGGCUUGCAGUCUGUAAUGACAACAACUUUUGUAAUAGCUUUGAUACUGUGAUGUUUGCAGCUGUAUUAUGUGCAUUUCAGGUAAUGCUGCCCACAUCCAUUUAAUGUGGCUCCUUCCCUGCAUCGCACCCACACCUUGUGAGUCUUCUUACCGAGCCUUAAAAAGAGCUGAUCUCUCGUGAUCAAACUAACACGCUGUCAUGUGCAUACAUUUGUAAUUACUACCUCUAGAGCUACUUAUUAUACACUUAUUACAGUAUACUAAGAUAUCAUCCUUUCAACUGCUGAAUAAGAGCUAAUCUUAGAGUUUCUAGAGAAAGUUGUGACUUUAGUACGCCAGUCGCUGUAAGUAUAGAGCAGUAGUUAUUUUCUCUUGAAAAUCCCUUCAUACACAUUUUCCUUCUCCAUCAUGUAGCAGGAUCAGAGCUGGAUUAAAUGUAAAGUUAUACAGUUGACAUACUUCCCCUGCGUUAUCUUGAUUUUGAUUUGUGCGGUAACAUCUAAGAACCUUUUAAGAUUGUACGGAUGUGGUUCAGUGAUUCAGUCCCCAGCUGAGCAGCCACCAGUCUUGGAUGGACACAGACACUUUGACAGAAGCUUGUUGUUUGAAGCUUGUUUUGAGGUUGUGGUGUAAUUCUUCUCUUAGAAAUCCUGACCAGCCAAUCAGGAUAAGAAGAAAGCAGCAUGUCUCAGGUGUGCGAUGAGGAGAUGAAUGCAUUUGAACUGUGCUGACUCACUGAAUUACUGAAGGACAGAUCAGCGCUGAAGUGUCUCGCUGUUAUCGGAAACAUGCAAAAGAACCAAACAGCUUUUUUGCAUAAGUGACAGGGGUGCUGAAAGAUAAGUUUCACCAGAUACAUUUAAUCUCCAUUUAAGUUUACUCUGAUCAGAUUCCUCAGAGUUUGUUGAGCAUCUAUUUCUAUUUGCAUAACAAAAUCUUCAAAAUCUUUUAUACUCAAAAUUGUUUCUCUAUGUUCAGUGUAUGACAUCGCAUGACUGGACUUGUUCUACGUGUCACUAAGCCCAAAUACUGCAGGAAAGUGUGAUCCUCUGCAGUCGUCUGAUCCUUAACAGCCUCAACCAUGACAGCGCCGCUCGGUCUCAUGCUCUUACUGGCAUUAACAACAUCUCAGGGCUUCACAUUCACAGUCAUAACCACCACGGGCCAUCACCACUGUCUUCCUCAUAGGCUUAAAACUAUGUGAUUGCCGAUAAUCAAGUCAGCGUGUCCAAUACAGAAAUAACCAUCAUUUUCCCAAAUAAUCAUCAUUUUCUACAUGUACAACACCUUCAUUCUAGCACAUGACAUCCAAAAUAAUCCCUCAGCCACACCCUGGUCAGACCCUACUGUACGUGUCCAAGCAGACCCUCUAUUUGACAUGUUUUAAGUGUAAUAAAUUUGAAGGGGGGAGGGGGGUGAAUGUGUGCUAUAUUGUCAUCUGCUAUUCCACUGUCUGAUUUUAACAUAUCUAAAAUACAUGUGCUAUAUAUUGUUAAUCUUGUAAGAAAAAGAGCGUGCCGCGGCAUAGAAAAAAUGCAAAAGAGAGGUACACGCAAACUCUGUUCAGAGAAAAAUCCCAAAUGUUUGUUUUAUUUAUUAUACUGUAGCGUCGACAUGAUUAUGUGAAUCACCGUGCAAAACUUCUGUAUAUAUAGACACAUCACUAUGCUGUAUUGUACGUGAACCAUUGUGUUGUAGUAAAAAGUUCAAUAAACUUGUA